AUGGUAUUACGACAAUGGAAGUACUACGACUGGCUGCAGCGGCAACGACACGACUGGCUAAGAGUUCAUCACUAUGCUCUACCGACUCAGGCAGAGCUGCAUAGUCAGACAGAGGCUCAGGCGGAGGCAGGUGAAAAGCUUGACUCUCUCCACCAGGCUGUUGUCAGAAUACAUCUACGCAUGGACACGGAGCUGCGUUCCGCUCUCAACGAAACUGAGUGGAGGAUGGGAGCGCAGGUCAACCGAGCGUGUCGCAAGCUACAAAAUCAGAACGAUGCUCAUCAAACAGAGAUCCGACGCCUGUGGGCACUUGUCGACACCCCGGCCAAAUUCCCUCGAUUCCUCGAACUGUCACGAGAACUUCGAGACAUGAUCUGGGAAUUAGCGACCCCGGGCAGGACCAUCGUCGUUGGGCAAUACCACUUGACAUAUUUGCCUCCGGUCACAGCUCAGGUCAAUCGGGAGUCGAGAUCUGUUGCGUGCCGUCGCGGGAAGCUGCUGCAAUUGGCAGGGACAAGCAUGGUUCCCGCCCACGGAGGCAGCGUCGCACGGCGGAACAUUCGACGGCGCUGGUUCGAUCCUUCUAGGGAUACCCUUCUCCUGCCCGCUCAGCUUCAACCUCAUGUCGAGGUAUAUCGCGAAUUCUUCAAGGUGGCCCAGCAUGUCGGAACUAUGAGUGAUGCCCAGUUGGUCAAAGAUGAUGUUGCCGCGUGA
Messenger RNA from Anthostomella pinea, 714 nucleotides. The record is from the annotation of a GenBank genome assembly. NCBI's taxonomy places the organism in Eukaryota, Fungi, Ascomycota, Sordariomycetes, Xylariales, Xylariaceae.